AUGAAUUGCCCUUCACGCACCGACGAAACCCUCGAUCAUCCCGACUGGAAUCAGAACCCACCCGCUUUGAACGCAGACGUCACCACCCGAAGUGACUUCAACGGGCUCGCCAAUUCUAAGGUCCAUAGGCGGCACGCAUCGGGGAUGGGGGGCGCUUCAGAGGAAGGUGUCUCGGCAAUGGAUCAUCGACCGCAUAGUCUAGACGGGAAUGAGACCGAGAUAGAGGAGAAAUGCCCCGGUGGGGUGGUCUCUGUCGCCCCUGGGGAUCAUAUCCCCGGGGAAGACAGCAGAUCUCCCUGCCGUUCUUUCAAAUCAACCAUCUUUUCAUAUCCUGCCCAUGUGGCGCAAAGUCUUGUCAAAUUUGGCCGGUUCAUAGGCCCCGGCUUUCUGAUCGCAGUAGCCUACAUUGACCCUGGAAACUACUCCACCGAUGUGGCAGCAGGCGCAAAAUAUCGUUACGCUCUUCUGUUCAUCGUGCUCGUCUCCAAUUUGUUUGCUAUCUUUCUCCAGUCUCUGUGUGUUAAGCUUGGCACAGUGACCGGGCUUAACCUUGCGGAGAACUGUAGGGAACACCUUCCGAGAUGGCUCACUAUUGUUCUGUACGUCUUUUCAGAAGCUGCCAUUGUCGCCACUGACAUAGCAGAGGUAAUUGGAUCGGCGAUUGCGCUCAACCUUUUACUCAAAAUCCCUCUAGUUGCUGGAUGUGCGAUUACUCUAGCUGACGUCCUCUUUAUCCUCAUCUUUUACCGACCAAAUGGGGCUAUGUGGGGGUUGCGUCUGUUCGAAUUCUUCGUAAUGCUUCUUGUACUGGGGGUUGUGAUUUGCUUCUGCAUCCAGCUUUCGCUGAUCAAAGAGCAAUCUGUUGGCGAUGUUUUCCGGGGCUACUUACCAUCAUCUGCCAUCGUCCAAUCAGAAGGUCUGUAUCAAAGUUGCGGCAUUCUCGGCGCAACGGUAAUGCCGCACUCGAUGUUCCUAGGCAGCGGAGUGGUUCAAUCGCGACUGAAAGAAUUCGAUGUUACUCAAGGCUACGUGGAUCCAUCCGUCUGCCUCGGAAGCACCAGUGGUGAGGUCGAGUAUAGACCCUCCAUCCAUGCCAUUCGGGGUUGCAUGAAAUACUCAAUCAUUGAGCUUACCUUGUCGCUAUUCACAUUUGCCCUGUUUGUGAAUAGCGCCAUUCUCAUUGUUGCAGGUGCCUCGCUCUAUGGCACUCCUGGGGCAGAUAAUGCGGACCUCUGGGGCAUCUACGACUUACUUUCCAGCUCAGUUGCUCCUGCGGCGGGUCUGAUAUUCGGGUUAGCGCUCCUCCUCUCUGGUAUCUCUGCAGGAAUCGUCUGUACCAUGGCGGGGCAGAUGGUAAGCGAGGGGAUGUUGAACUGGACCAUCAGACCCUGGCUCCGUCGAUUGAUUACCCGAUCGAUCAGUAUCAUCCCUAGCAUAAUCAUCGCGGCUGCCGUCGGCAAGGAUGGAUUGGACAAGACCUUGAAUGCCAGCCAAGUGGUUCUGAGUGUCAUCCUUCCCUUUGUCAGCGCUCCUCUCAUCUACUUUACAUGUCGCAACCGUUACAUGACCGUCCCAACUGAGCGGGUCUUCGAGGGCGGAGAAUCGGCGCCGGGAGGAGUCAAGAUGAAAAACAAUCUCUUCGUAACCAUCAUCGCUGUGAUUGUCUGGUUGAUUAUUGUGGUGAUGAACAUUGCGCUUCUUGUUCUCCUUGGCCUCGGCAAGGCUUGA
This is a messenger RNA of Aspergillus aculeatus ATCC 16872, 1728 nucleotides long. Its product is annotated as NRAMP family metal ion transporter. The transcript is spliced from 3 exons. The record is from RefSeq and is a predicted model, not a curated record. Bases 1 to 1728 code for a protein of 575 amino acids. Gene Ontology annotation, biological process: iron ion transport; intracellular manganese ion homeostasis. Gene Ontology annotation, molecular function: manganese ion transmembrane transporter activity; cadmium ion transmembrane transporter activity. Gene Ontology annotation, cellular component: membrane. NCBI's taxonomy places the organism in Eukaryota, Fungi, Ascomycota, Eurotiomycetes, Eurotiales, Aspergillaceae.